AUGUCUAAAGUUCGUUUUCAAAUCACCCUGACAUCUGAUCCAAAUUUGCCCUUCAAAAUUCUUGAGGUUCCUGACUCAACACCAUUUACAGCAGUGCUGAAAUAUGUUGCCGAAGAGUUUAAAGUGCCUCCGGAAACCAGUGCUAUAAUUACUGAUGAUGGCAUCGGAAUUAACCCUAAGCAAAACGCAGGUGAGGUAUUCCUAAAACAUGGCUCGAACCUCCGACUUAUUCCCCGUGAUCGCGUUGGAAGCUUUUGA
This is a messenger RNA of Rodentolepis nana, 258 nucleotides long. The record is from the annotation of a GenBank genome assembly. NCBI's taxonomy places the organism in Eukaryota, Metazoa, Platyhelminthes, Cestoda, Cyclophyllidea, Hymenolepididae.